CCUCCCUCCGUGCCUCUCGACACAAGUCGCCGAGCCCGACUCAAGGACUGUUAAGAUCCAGGAACAAAUCUUGCAUGGCCAAGAGACGGCCCCGCCAGACUUCUGAUUUGCCAUCGGCUUAUUGUCCGGUGGCUUUCGCGACUGAGAAUAGAUCGCGCGUGCUAGGGGCACAGAUUCCACUGAACUCGAUGUCUUGUUCUUGAGGCGAUGCCUGUUUCCAGCCAAGACCAAUGACGAUACAACAUAAUAACCACAUGAGACUGCGACGUGCUGGUCACGAAAAGUCUCGGAAUGGGUGCUUGACCUGCAAGACUCGAAGAAUCAAGUGUGACGAAACAAGACCUUACUGUCGCAAGUGCACGGAAUCCGGCCGGAAAUGUGACGGUCCUGCUGUGAAUCAAGUCCGUUUCAUUCGAGAUGACCGAACGAGCACUCCGGUACUACUGCCAGCGGUCUCUCUCAUAGCACCUCAUCGCGAUGGAGAUGAACGUCGGGCAUUCAAUUACUUCACGAAGCGGGCGGCGCCCAUUUUCGCGGGCUCUGCUGAUGGCGACUUCUGGAGAGUCCUCGUUCCACGGCUCGCUCAAACGCGAGACUUCGUAUGGGAUAUGGUCGUCUGCAUCAGCUCUUUACUCGAGCACGUUCCAUACGGGUCACUGGUCACGACAUUCAAGCCGGCCAGUGCUCGUACUAUCAUCAAUCAUCGACACCGACAAGCUCUAAAGUUUUAUAACAGAGCCAUCGCCAAUGUUCGGGAGCAAGCUCUUCGCAACGAAAUGGACGACUCCCUUGCUCUACUAAGUUGCGUUCUGUUUGCAACCGUCGAGUACCAGCAGAGAAACAUCAAAACCGGGAGAGACCUGAUCAAAAUGGGCUGCAAAAUGUUGCCUCAGAUACUCACAAACCCAAAAAGUUCGCCCACGAGCCUAGCCGUACAACAGGUGGUGGCACCUUUUGUCUUGCGAAAAGCCGUUCUUAUUGCCACACUGGGUACUGUUCUACCGCCUGAAUGGAUUGUCAAUGCCGAGCCGACUUCUACGCUGCAGGCAGUACUUGUCAAACGCCCUGCGCUGAACCGAGCCAGAAUGGAGUUCCAUAGCUUGGUAUAUCACUCUUACGAAGUCAGCAGAGUCGGAGACAUAGUACCGGACAACAACGACGACGACCCAGGACUUCUUGUUUUCAUAUCGUCCCGGGAAACCUUGCUGGAGCAGCUGACGUGUUGGAGGAACUCAUUUGUGCGCGACUGGAGCCAGACCACAGAUAGUGAGGCCAAGGCGAUUUACUCUUACAUGCUGAUGUAUUGGGCUGUGUGUUUUAUCUCGCUCGGAGCCUGUGCCAGCAGAUCGGAACUUGCAUUCGACCGAUACACAGAUCAUUUUGUUGCCAUUAUCGAGCAUGUCGAGGUCUACCUCCGCUACAGCGCGGGAACGGCUGCAGACCAACUACUGAUAUCAGGUUUCGACCCUGGAAUCAUUCCGCCUCUAUACUUCUGUGCGAUGAAGUGUCGAGAUCCGAUCCUUCGUCGAAAGGCGCUAAAGUUGAUGGGUGAUGCUCCGCGGCAAGAGAAUCUGUGGGCGUUUCUCGCACCAGAUAGGGUGGCCGAAAAAGUCAUCUUGGAAGAGGAAGGUGGUGACGGAUUCAGCCCGGUGAAUGACUCAAUGUCUUCCAAUGGCACGGCCUGGCCACCAGAAGAACGUCGUUUUGCUUUCACGACCGUGGUAAGCAGAGAGGCAUCGAACGGAAGACUGCGGCUGGCGCUGCAAAUGAGCAGAUUUGUUUGGCAACCGGAUCGGACAAGGAGAAUCGUCCACAAAUACACCUGGCUGGAUGAUGGUCAACUGUCAGCCAUUCGACGUGAGCGGGAGCCGAACACAGGCCGCGGAUCACGAGGCGAGCUAAGCACUGAGAGCCUGCCUUGAAAGUGCUGGCGGACAACAGGAUCUCAUGACGCCGCUUCUGGGUAGAUACCAGUAUUACGUGAGGAUGGUCCCUUCAAAACCAGAUGAUGCCAGCAUUGCACAAGUACUAUCCAAACAAAAAAACCGUGUUGGAAGCUCAAAUGUGAAGAAAGUAUCAUCUCGAACACGAGCACUUGAAAGCCCGACCUUGGUUUGAGGCGCGUCGCAAGCAGAGCAACAGACCAGAACCAUACGAGGGGAUGAAAGCGGAUAGGAUACUCACUUAUGUUGCCUGGACAUGUGGUCAGAUCAGCUUCAUUCACUGUCUUCUAGCCAAGCCAGGCACCCAGGGCUAUGCCCACACGACGAGUGUUCAAUUCCCGUUGCCCUCACUUUCCAAAAAGAUAUUUUGUUCAUUUUUUUCAAGAAGCAAAACUCUAACCUGGCGGGCCAACUACACACUUGGUAGUUGACGGCCAGGCCGAGGGAAAAUCCCAGUUGUAGAGGGAUUUCUUUUAUGUCCGGUUAGUUGGUCAGGUUACCUCCCGCAUAGGACACUCCGAGGAGAGCCAUAUUAGCUAAGGAACAACCUCAGGCCCUUCGCAGUUGCACGUGGUAACACUAGUAUAAGUUGCACGUUUCACUGGUACUUCCUUCAUUUGGUUGCAGGAUAAGCUGUCUCAUAUCUGGUGAACCACCCUGGCCGGACCCGGGAUAGAUAUGAGAUUGUUGGGGGAAAAUUGUACUUUUCAAAUAUAUAACCCUUAGG
This is a messenger RNA of Exophiala xenobiotica, 2670 nucleotides long. RefSeq lists its product as uncharacterized. Lineage: Eukaryota; Fungi; Ascomycota; Eurotiomycetes; Chaetothyriales; Herpotrichiellaceae. Gene Ontology annotation, biological process: regulation of DNA-templated transcription. The record is from RefSeq and is a predicted model, not a curated record. Gene Ontology annotation, molecular function: zinc ion binding; DNA-binding transcription factor activity, RNA polymerase II-specific. The transcript has 2 exons. Bases 231 to 1922 code for a protein of 563 amino acids.